UAGCCUUGAGCAGCCAUGAGUCCUCCGAGGCCGGGGGGAGGCGGCGAAGGCUACGUCUUGCUGCGCAGCGACAUCGUGUUCAAAACGCUGCAACGGAAAGACUCGGUGCUGUUCGACAAGCUGGUGCGACAUGGGUCGCUCACGGACUUCGUGCUGCCCGACUCCGACGACGGCAUGACCCUGUUGCAUCUCGUCGUCAGCGUGGACGAGUUCUCGGCCGAGUUCCUCGACAAGCUUCUCGACAGCGGGGCAGACCCGAACGCGGCGAGCGCGGACGGUGUAACAGCCCUGCACAUCGCCGCUGCCUCGGGAAACGAAGAAGCGCUACGACGACUCCUCGGGCGAGGCGGUGACCCCUGGCGUCGCGACCCCACGGGCAACGACGUGUUUGACAUCCUCGUCGCGAACGAACACUGGGACUGUCUCAGGCAAGUGAGGCAGGUGCUCGGGCUACCCGUCGAAGACCGUCGCGACACCGAGGAGGCGGCUAGGCGGGUAAACGGCGAGUCGCCGCAUCCCGCUGUAGACUUGAACGACGCUUCCGUUGUUUCGGACGUCGUCGCGGACGUUUCGCCGUGUGUCUCAACCGCGUCAGACGUAAGCACCGAAACAGAGUCUCUUCUGAACACGGCCUUCGUGUUCCCGCACCCUUACCUAUCGCCCGUCUACGUGGACGACGAGAGACCUCGGCUUAGAAGGCGUGAGCGAGGAACCGCAGCGGACGAUUGUGACGCCGCCCACAGGGACAAGUCUGCGUGGCCGGCAACGUCUGAGUCUUCAUUCGAAGACGGCAGCAGGAGCUACAACGGCGACGGCGAAGUCGCCAACCCGACCGACGAUUCCUCGUGGGCGUCGUCCAACUUGUCGCAGGAGCUGUUGCGACUGAGCGACGAGGAACUUCGAGAGCAGCUCGCCGCCUGCUGCGGUCACGACGUCGGACCGGUUCUCGACUCGAACCGCAACGUCCACCGGCACGCGCUCGCCCACUACAGGCUGGGACCCCGAGCGCGAGUCCGGCUCGCCUCGCCCGACGCGUCCUACGGACCAGCUUCCAACGGCAACGACAGGGCAGGUCUAGCGCGAACGUGCGACUUCUGCGAGGUCGUCCACAGGGACCCGGACACCGGGUUCGUUCUCAAGGAAGAGCACUACCACUCGUCCUCGGAUGCCGACUCGAGCGGCACCACGGGAGCGAGCAGCAGCGGCCCUGAGAACGACACCGUAGUCGUGCCUCCAGAAGUGGCGUGCCUCACGAACGAACAGGUCUUCGCAAAGCUCAGAAGUCUUGGCGACGCGCCGGGACCCGUGACGGACGGUACGCGAGCGGUGUACUUGAAUCGGCUCACCAGACUGACGUCGGGCCUCGCGACGCUCCACAAGUCCCGCGACGUCGUGCCCCCGGACAUCCACACGCUGGUGCUGAACGCGGCAAACCUGGACGCCUACGCGGAGCUGGAGAUCGCCAUGAUGAGCGACUUCGACGCACCCCGACCCAACAGCUACUGGAGGGAGGGCAACGCGAAGGGCUCCUUCACGUACCUCCUCCUGGACACCAGGGUCACCCGAAACCUGCCCCUGAGGGCCCACGGCUUGACCCUGGCGGAGCGCAUGGCAGACUUCCUCAAGGCGGUCUUCUACGUUGGCAAGGGCAAGCGGUCCAGGCCGUUCAGCCACCUCUAUGAGGCCCUGCUUGUCCGGAAGGGCAUGGACAAGUCAUCGCAGAAGAAAGAGGUUGAGAAGACCCGAAAGAUCCUGCAGAUCUGGGACUCGAGGAACGGCGUAGUCUCCCUGCACGUCUUCCAGAACACUCUGGCCGUCGAGGCGUACACGAGGGAGGCGUGCAUGAUCGACGCGAUCGGCCUGCGCCGGCUGACGAACCAGAAGAAAGGAGACGUGUACGGCGUCAUCCGGUCAUGGCCAGAGAAGAAGCGACGGAAGCUAGGGGCAUACCUCGUGUACAAGGCGCUGAACAUAUUUCUCAGCGAAGGUGAAAGACACCUGGGACCGCUGGACUUGUGACGUGUGUACUUCGGCAGUAUGCCGGAUAGUUCAGGCACAGGCUUCAGUGCCACUGCGAGAACACCAGUGCUUUUUGUUAAAUUCUCAUGCAACUUGAAAACCCGGGCUCAGUUUCAACUUUGGAAUGUGUGCAGAACAGUUUCGACCAAGCUUUUGUCAUGACGUUGUUUUAGUUGUUUUUUUUUCUUAUUGCUUUUAUACCAUAUCCAUGCAUAGCUGCAGAGAAAGUUUUAUUCUUACAAGCUUUUAAAAAAUUUUAUAGACUCUGUACAUUUCGGCUCCCCCUUCCACGCAACUUCGAGAGAGCUUCAUCAUACCGUCCAUUGUGUACUUCUUGUGUCACUUUUGUUGGAUUUUUGAAACCGACAAUACACACACUGUGAUGUAAUCUUUUCAUUGCUCUUCCUGCAUUCACUGGUCGUGUCUUUUUUUUUUCUUUUAGUCUUUUACCGUGGACACCAUGCACAACUAACAGCAAAACUUUUAUGUGCAAUUUCUUUUAACCUCUAACUCGGCAGAUAAACAUCCCGAUCAAAUUGGCUGCUAGUCGCAUGUAUCGUCUUUAGAGAGCUGCUAUGAGUGUUAUGCGUUGUAUUAUUUCACUUUUAUUUAACGACUUGGACACAAAGUUUGUGCUUUGUAUGGUGAUUAUAUUAAAGCAUUCCGUUUUACAUGUUAUGAGUUUGUUGUAUUCUUAAUGUGAGCUGCUGCUGUGCCCUUAACAUGCAGUAAAU
This is a messenger RNA of Rhipicephalus sanguineus (brown dog tick), 2753 nucleotides long. RefSeq names its product ankyrin repeat and LEM domain-containing protein 1. Lineage: Eukaryota; Metazoa; Arthropoda; Arachnida; Ixodida; Ixodidae. The record is from RefSeq and is a predicted model, not a curated record. The transcript has a single exon. Bases 16 to 2019 code for a protein of 667 amino acids. Gene Ontology annotation, molecular function: endonuclease activity; protein binding.